CAGCCACACUAUUUUACGAGAAGAAGAAGAGAAGCGGCAUGUGUUUUGUAUUUUUCGGGGGAUUUUGAAUUUAUGAUUGAAUACUGGAUAAAGAAACCCUGUAGCCAGGCCAGCAAACAUGCCGCGACCCUACCAGAAGGUUCUUAAAAUUGCCAAACUCAGUGCCCAGCUGAAGGCCAAAACCGGGGACGAUGAGUCCGAGGAAGAGAUCGAUUUUCAGGGGGAUCCCGAAGAGAAGGACUGGAACGAGCCAGGGCACCUAACGCGGACUCUGCAAAACGCACCGCAUUACGCCAUCGCGGCCGCAAACAGUGGAAUGCUGGGCCAAAUGCUCCACGACCAGGACGAGGAUAUGGCCCAGGACUUUCCCAACUGCUUGGUGACGGUGCCACUGCCACUGUUCGUAGCCGAAGACGGGCAAACGCCCCGUGUGGAGGCCUGCGUCCAAAGACCUCAAGCCUACGACGAAUGGAUGCGGCAGUUGAAUGCCCACAAUGUCCACUAUAAUAAGCGCACCAAAAAGAUGAAGCAGCGUGAGCAAAAGCACCGGGAACAAGUCUACGAUGUCAGCCUGUACGACAUGGCCGAACACAUUGCCCGGCAGGAGAAUCCCUUCUUCCGGGACAGCUACGAUUACUAUUACACAGGCGGAAACCUCAACACGAUUCCGUUUGAGGGAGGUGGUCACCUGGCCCUGCAUGUCAGCGGGGACAAGCUGACGGAUCUGAACUUUUCCGAGAUCAAUGGUGAGGCGGAGUUGUGGCAUCCUUUGCAUUCGACUAAAAUGAAGAACGCCUCCAGUGAAGUCUUUGAACUUUUUCCGUUGGAGAGAUUGCCAGCAAAUAGUGGUCGGAAGUUCCUGGCACGCUUUCUAAAUGAGAUUUCCCUGUACGAGCUGAAGCGAGAAGAGGACUUGGAAGACUACGAACUGUAUUGCCACAGCACGUUCAGCAGUCAGGAAGCUCCAUUUACUAGUGCCGCGCAGUCUUUUGGCAAUGCUAAUACAUUGGCCCUGGCCUGCCAGGAUCGCUCUUUGCGCUUUGUGGACAUUCUGACCCAACAGGAUAUAGCCAAACAUAAUAUUCGGCUGUUCAAGGGACUGCAACAAACCUCGAGCACCUGGGCCCAGCUACAGCCUGCAGAUGGCAACACCUUUCACUAUCUCUCGCAGCCUGUUCUGCUCACCGUGGAUGUAAGAUGCGAUAAGCCGCUGAAUCCUUGCUUCUCCAGCAGGUUCUACUCCAAGGCCUGUGAGAGUUUCUCUUGUUUGGCCAAAAGUGUGAAUCCCAAUCUCCUGUACGUGGCUAGCAACCACAAACUCCACUGCUUGGACGUAAGAUGUUUGGGCAAGAAACUGGCCGAUCGUUCUGUGGUGACCUGGACACAUCAGAUGACCUAUCCGCCCACUUUUAUGGACACAUUCGCCCACCAGGAAAGUGAAUAUGUAGCAUUAGCUGGAGUUUUUCCCAGUGAUCUGCGAGUUUGCGAGCUAAAGGGAUAUGGAGCCCAGUGUGUGGAUGAAAUGUUCUCACCUGCAAUGCCCUUUUCUCCGCCAACCCUAGAAGAAGCUUUAGUAGAUGCUCGCUUGAGAGGCUUUGUGGAUGUCUACACUGAUCUGCCCGAGCGGGUCAAGGCAUGCCUCACGGGACUCCGCUUUCAUCCAUUGGAAGGGACAAGUGAUCAGGCUUUUGCCCAGCUACUAAGUGCAAACAGCUUGGGAGAUGUUUACUGUCAAAGACUUACGCUUAGAGACGAAGACGACCAUGUCCAGGAGAUGAGAACCGGACUCCACACCGCGGAAGUCAUUCGUUACACAGCCAAGGUUAUCCAGGAGCGCGUAAAACGCCAGAGUCUCCGUUGCACUGAAGUUCAAAGGAUACCGGAAAUUAGAGAUAUUUUUCGAGAAGCCGCAAAAAGUUCAAAACCAGAUGAAAAGCCUCUUAUAGUAGAGGAAAUCGAAAUUGACUACGGCAUCGAAGAUACAGAUGUAUCGGAGGACGAAAUCCAAAACUCCGAAAGGGCAGAAAAAGGACCAACGAAAUCCGAAGGCAAAGCUAAGAAGAAAAAGAAAUCAAAGGAGAAACCAAAACAGCAACCAAAAAAACAAACUCCCAGCAAAGUUAAUCCAAAAAAAGACAAGGGCAUAAACCGUGGCCCCUGGCAAAAGUCUGCUUACCAAUUGUCUCGCUACACGGACUUUUUGUCGACCCACUUGCUAGAUGUGUGGGAUAUGGAGGAGUUUGAUUAUACAAGAGAUGUAAAUAGGGAAAUGUUCCAAGAACGCUUGCAUCAGCAAUUGGAGCCGGAGAAACGCAUGACCGAUUGGUUAAACCAACUGCCCAGCCAGCCAAACGAAAUCAAUGCAGACGAAGUGACGGAGGGAAAUCCCGACCUGGUGCCGGGAACGAAGCUUCCCAAGCUAUACGCCGCCACUACAGCGGAGUACUCAGAGAUGAAUGGGCACAUUAAAGAGCAACCUAUUACUCCCAAAAAGGAAUCGCCUCUCACCUUUCGGCACGAGCAUUCGGUUCUCCUGCCCGGGCAGAAUACUAUAAUUGAAGGAGAUCUUAAUCCCAGGCCGGCUAAGAGACCCAAGAUCAAGCACGUAAUGGGAUUCUAGUACAAGUUUAAAUUAGGCAGUUAAGUUACUUUUAUAAUUCAUUCUACAUUUUCUCCAUGUAAGUAUAUCUAGAAUUUGACAAAUUAUGCUGCUUUAAAAAGUAUGAUUAUUUUAGUUACAACUUAAGCCAUCAUUUGAAUAAAGUCGUUAUUUUUUGUUAGCAAAUAUAAACUACGAAAGUUUAUAAUCCUUAAUAAAUGUACAUUUUUUAACA
This is a messenger RNA of Drosophila biarmipes, 2834 nucleotides long. RefSeq lists its product as uncharacterized. Gene Ontology annotation, molecular function: protein binding. The transcript has 2 exons. NCBI's taxonomy places the organism in Eukaryota, Metazoa, Arthropoda, Insecta, Diptera, Drosophilidae. The coding region runs from base 119 to 2620 and encodes 833 amino acids. The record is from RefSeq and is a predicted model, not a curated record.